Parnassius mnemosyne (clouded apollo) is the source of this 324-nucleotide messenger RNA. NCBI's taxonomy places the organism in Eukaryota, Metazoa, Arthropoda, Insecta, Lepidoptera, Papilionidae. The record is from the annotation of a GenBank genome assembly.
AUGUGUGUGGCGGGUAAAGCGUUCGAAAUGGAGUGCUCAAUGGGUCUUGCCUUCAACCCAGAGACUGGCCGCUGCGACUGGCCUGAUCUUGUAGCUAGCUGCAACGCUGACGAAUUUCUUGGCUUCAAAUGUCCUCCUGCAACUUACGAUGAAUUUGGCAAGGCUUACGUAGUCAAUUUCAGCAUCGCUGGUAGCUGCCACUACUUCUUCUCUUGUAUGGAGAAUGUAGCGCGGCUGUUGCUCUGUGACUCCGGCUUUCUGUUCGACUCUACUGUUAACCGCUGCGUGGACGCUACUCGUGUCGAGUGCCAUGAAGGACGUUGA